Messenger RNA from Mauremys mutica (yellowpond turtle), 2643 nucleotides. RefSeq names its product prostaglandin E receptor 1 (gene PTGER1). Lineage: Eukaryota; Metazoa; Chordata; Testudines; Geoemydidae. Gene Ontology annotation, molecular function: prostaglandin E receptor activity; thromboxane receptor activity. The transcript has 3 exons. The coding region runs from base 306 to 1421 and encodes 371 amino acids. The record is from RefSeq and is a predicted model, not a curated record. Gene Ontology annotation, cellular component: plasma membrane. Gene Ontology annotation, biological process: positive regulation of cytosolic calcium ion concentration; adenylate cyclase-activating G protein-coupled receptor signaling pathway; inflammatory response.
GCAGCGCGGCGAGGAGCGGCGGGACCCGGGGCUGGGACUCGCCCCACCGGGGAAGGCGGCUGCCGAGGCGCGGGGCGGGGGGGGGGUCUCCGAGCGGCUCCCGAGCCCAGCGGCCCCCGACGGGGCGUCGAUCCCUCGGCCGGGGCGGCUCCGUCUCUGCCCCGUUCGCAGCCGGGACGGGGCGCCCGGGGCCCGGACGCGCGGUCCCUUCGGAGGGAGCGAUCCGGCCGCUUGGGAGUGGGGCGCGGGGGAGCCCCUGAGCACGAUGUCCAUGCCUGGUGCCAGCUGCAGACCCUGCUGAGAAGAUGUUCACCUGCCACCCGCCCAAUGUCUCCCUGCUGGGGGGGCCCAGCAGUGCCGGGGCACCCCUCCCCAUGCCUGUCAGUGGCUUGCUGCCGGGGAACUCCUCGGAGUGCCGAGUGGAGCCACUGAAGCAGCCCCUGCCCUCGCCGGCCAUGCCCAUCUUCUCCAUGACGCUGGGCGCUGUCUCCAACAUGGUGGCCCUGGCCAUCCUGGUGCAGUCCUACGCCCGCUUCCGGCGCCGCUCCAAGGCCACCUUCCUGCUCUUCGCCAGCAGCCUGGUCAUCACGGACUUCGCCGGGCACGUCAUCCCGGGCGCCUUCGUGCUGCGGCUCUACGCCACCCGGCAGAAAUGGGACGCCAUGGACAACACCGGUGCCAUGUGCCAGUUCUUUGGCGCCUGCAUGGUCUUCUUCGGCCUGUGCCCGCUCUUCCUGGGCUGCGUCAUGGCGGUGGAGCGCUGCGUGGGGGUGACGCGCCCGCUGCUCCACGCCUCGCUGGUCACCUCUGUCCGGACCAAACUCACGCUGCUGGGGCUCUGGGCCUCCGCCCUGGGCAUUGCCCUGCUGCCCAUCUUCAGCUUCGGCAGCUACACCAUCCAGCACUCGUGCACCUGGUGCUUCAUCAAGGUGCAGCCGGCGGAGAGCUGGUGCGAGGUGACCUUUGCUUUGCUCUUCUCCCUGCUGGGCCUGGCCUCCCUGCUGGUCGCCCUGGUCUGCAACACCCUGAGCGGGCUCAGCCUGGUGCGGGCGCGGCUGCGGGCCGAGCGCAAAUGUGGGCAGCGGCGCGCCAAGGCCCAUGACAUCGAGAUGGUGGUGCAGCUGGUGGGCAUCAUGGUCGUUUCCUGCAUCUGCUGGAGCCCUAUCCUGAUCUUCGUGGCGCUGGCGGUGGGCGACAAGGCCGGCGCGCUGCACUACCAGCGCCUGCUGUUCCUGGGCGUGCGCCUGGCCUCCUGGAACCAGAUCCUGGACCCCUGGGUGUACAUCCUGCUGCGCCGGGCCGUGCUGCGCAAGCUGUACCGGGUGCUGUGCCGCCAGCCCCCGGGCAAGGGCAGCCGCUUCGAGCGCUGGGAGGUCAGCUCCUUCCAGAGCUCCGACCGCAGCAUGGUUGGCCGCUCGUAGGGGCCCGGCCGGACAAGACAUGGCGGCUGCCCCCAGCCCCCGUGCCCCUGGCAGGGCCUUGGCACCAGCGCCUGCUGGAGACACACUCGGGGGGAUGUUGGAUGCCACCAGGUCGGACGAUGGCGCCGCACCCGCCUGCAGAUGUGGCAGGAGCUGAGCCAGAUGCAAAUGGAAUCAGGGGGGUGGGGGGAUGUCCUAAUCCUGCUUCCCUGCCUGCAGCAAUGGCGCUGCCGGGGCCGACCCUGCUGCUGGCUCAAAGCAGGAGGCACCCUGGAAAUGGGGUGUGUGGGCAUGGCGGGGGCACAAUGCCAUGGUGAAAUGCAGGAGUGGUGGUGCAGGGUGGCUUGUGCUAAGAGGGCCUUGCCUGAGAGGUAGCUGGGUCUAGUGGUUAUGCCCUCAGCCUGCGCAUCAGGACACUGCGGUUCUGAGCAAACCGUGGCUUUAGGGGAGCUCAGGGCCUGGAUCUCUCUGGGGAAGCAGCAUAUUGAACCAAGCUUAACAUUUGGGGAAACUGAGGCACAAUGAAAGGCGGCGAUGGCACCAGUCUCGCAGGGCCCACCUGCUGCCUUGGCUGAAUCCAUUCUGCCUCCCUCAGCCCCCUGGAGGGGAUUCGCCUUCACUUCCCGGCCUGGCGUGGGCAGUAUUGGGAUGCAGCUGUUAGAAAGCUGCUGUGCCCCACCCCAGAGGUGACUGCAUCCCAGUGCUGGGCAAGGGUUUCCCGUAUGAAGAGCCCCCCCCCCCCCACCCAGAGUGGCUGCGGCUUCAUGGAGCUGUGCAUAGUGCUCUCAACCCAGGGGACAGCUUCCCCCUUGCAGGCCACCCUCCCUGUUCACGGGCCCCAGCUGAGCCCCCUGCCCCCAGGCUGAGCUGGAGUGGCAAGUAUUUGAGGGGGGGCAGGUUGGGAAUAAGCCCCCACUGGAUGUGGGGGUGGAGGUAAAGGUACCUGGGAGGGGCUCUGCUCCCUUCCCCAAGGGGCUGGUGCCAUUCCCAGGAUGGUCGGGGAGAUGCCCCUCACCCCCAUUCUGCCACCAGCCCCCCAGCUCCACUCCACUCCCCUAGGCCUUGCAUGGGGCCAGCCAACAUCUGCAGAGCUCCAGGACAUGGAGGGGGGCUGGAGAGGGGUCAGACGUGAGCCCCCAAUGGCCACAGGGAAAGCCGGGGUGGGGGGAUGCUGGCCCCAAGCUGGGUGUUCAUUUCCCAGCAUGCCACGGGGCCGCGCUAG